CGAUUAUGUAAAUGAAGCGCUCCUUUUUCAGUACAUACUUCUACUUAUUGAUGCAUCCAAUCUUAUGAGGGCACUGUUUGAAUGUCUGCUUUGAGAAUAGAGAGAAAAACGAUGCAUAUAAAAGCAUUGCUGUGAUACAUUGUUCUUUCAUUGGCAUUUUUCCCUUCUUUCAUUGUCUCCACUUACUUUUUCGUAAACACAAUGUCUCCAUCCACCGUCGACAACGACCGCUUCGUGCUCCUUAGGCAGCUAGGAGCAGGAGCAUGUGGCCAAGUGUAUCUUGUCACACUUAAUCUUGUACUUGAAGCUGUGGACACCGUAGAGUCCAAGCUUGUCGCUGCUAAAGUGGAAGCUAAAGAGAAGAGCUUGCUCUUGUACCGCGAGUAUCGAUGCUAUGAAGAUCUUGUUACGCGGGGGACCUGCCAAGCACCCAAGACGUUGUACUUUGGUACUCAAGGCAAACAUAACGCUCUAGUUAUGGAUUUGAUGGGUGCCUCUCUUGAAAGACUCUUUGAGAUGUGUGACAAGUCGUUUUCCCUACAAACAGUUAGUAUUUUGGGCUUGCAGUUGUUGCGGCGGCUGGAGUUCAUUCAUUCGAAGGGCAUCCUACGUCGCGACAUAGAGAACAUCUCAUAG
This is a messenger RNA of Zychaea mexicana, 636 nucleotides long. Its product is annotated as kinase-like domain-containing protein. Gene Ontology annotation, cellular component: cytoplasm; nucleus. The record is from RefSeq and is a predicted model, not a curated record. The transcript has 4 exons. Bases 202 to 636 code for a protein of 144 amino acids. Gene Ontology annotation, biological process: endocytosis; signal transduction; peptidyl-serine phosphorylation. Gene Ontology annotation, molecular function: ATP binding; protein serine/threonine kinase activity. Lineage: Eukaryota; Fungi; Mucoromycota; Mucoromycetes; Mucorales; Lichtheimiaceae.